Mustela lutreola (European mink) is the source of this 5231-nucleotide messenger RNA. It is a transcript of the gene TXLNG, whose product is annotated as taxilin gamma. The coding region runs from base 869 to 2554 and encodes 561 amino acids. Gene Ontology annotation, molecular function: syntaxin binding. Lineage: Eukaryota; Metazoa; Chordata; Mammalia; Carnivora; Mustelidae. Gene Ontology annotation, biological process: regulation of cell cycle. The transcript is spliced from 14 exons. The record is from RefSeq and is a predicted model, not a curated record.
UGCCUACACUCUUUGCCCUAGGGACUGUCCCCAGGGCCAACCCGGAGUGGACACUGCUGGCCUUCAGCGCCUAAUUUAAUUCUUACUGCAAGGAGUCGGAGUGGGGGUUUGGUUUGCACAGCCUUCUCUUGAAGUCCUGUAAACCAAAGCUAGAGAACUUGAAGUAAACCUCCAAGAAAAUCACCACACUGGCCCAUGCUUGUCUGUUGCUUCAUGAGUCACUCAGAAAGAUCACCAGAACAAGUUUGUUCUAGCCAUCCUGAUUUGAUGGAUCUACCAUUGGAAAUUCCAGACUUUGAAAUGAUUAUGGAUGGGAGCAGUUUGAUGGAUCAAGGACAGCAAAGAGCUGGAUGCAAAGGUGACCCAUCAGCUAUUGUCCAAUGCUGAGGACCCUCCAAAUUGUUUGAUUCCUCAAGGGAAUAAUCAACCAGACCUUUAUGAAGGGUCUUACAUAAGCUCGUAACCCUUAUGAAGACCACAAAACACUUUAUAAUGGCUUCGGUACUACAUCUAGACUUAAUUAAAUACUAGCCCCAAUAUUCCCUGAAGAGCCUCAGAAGAACUAAAGAAUGGGGAUUUGGAUACCCUACUGGCACUAAAACCAGCUGGAAAUAUAAUGAAUCCUUAUCCCGGAACAUCUUACACAAGAAACGGUUGGUUCACCAUAUUCAACAAAGCACCUAUUAUGGGUGAAAUAUAUUCUUCAGUGGAUCCAGAAGUAUUUGGUGGGGCCCAAUCAUCAGAUAACUAUUCAAAAGUACUCUUCCAAUAUUCCAUACGUGACAAGAACUUUGGAUGUAUCCACCUGCUGGAGCUGGCUCCCCAGUGUGUGCCGAUCUACUAGAACUCUCUGUGGCCUGCCAUCAAUAUGCCUGAGCAAUCUGGCUGUCAAGAAGCACAGAAUAAAAAUUUGGCUCACCUCCAGCUUAUGCACAAGACCUCAAGUAACGAAACUACUACCGGAGAAAACAGGAUACAUUCGACAUGUAUUAAGCGCCAACUAAGAGUGGAGAACUGUGCUAGAAGACCCGGUGGUUCAGCCAAGGUGAAAAGGACGCAGCCCCCACCUCGCAGGAGUUCAGGACAGUUUGUGAUUGGCACAAUGGAAGAAGCUGGAAUGUGUGGGUUAGGGGUGAAGGCAGAUAUGUUACACAACUCUCAAUCAAAUGAUAUUCUUCAACAUCAAGACUCAAAUUGUGGUGGCACAAGUAACAAGCAUUCAUUGGAAGAGGAUGAAGGCAGUGAUUUUAUUACAAAGAACAGGAGUUUGAUGAGCCCAGCAUACUGCAUGCAAGAGUCCAGAGAGGAAAUUCCUGGGCGAGAAGCUCGAAUAGAUCCUCCUGAUGGUCAGCAGGAUUCAGACUGCAGCGGGAGCAAAGAGAAGACUUUAGGCAAAGAAGUUUUAUUAUUGAUGCAAGCCCUAAACACCCUUUCAACUCCAGAAGAGAAGCUGGCAGCUCUCUGUAAGAAAUAUGCUGAUCUUCUGGAGGAAAGCAGGAAUGUUCAGAAGCAAAUGAAGAUUCUGCAGAAGAAACAAGCCCAAAUUGUGAAAGAGAAAGUCCACUUGCAGAGUGAGCACAGCAAGGCUAUCUUGGCAAGAAGCAAACUAGAGUCUCUUUGCCGGGAACUGCAGCGUCACAAUAAGACAUUAAAGGAAGAAAAUAUGCAGCAGGCACGAGAGGAGGAAGAAAGACGUAAAGAAGCCACCGCACACUUCCAGAUCACUUUAAAUGAAAUCCAGGCGCAGCUGGAGCAGCAUGACAUACACAACGCCAAGCUCCGCCAGGAAAACAUUGAGCUGGGAGAGAAGCUGAAGAAGCUCAUUGAACAGUACGCCCUGAGGGAGGAGCAUAUUGAUAAAGUGUUCAAACAUAAGGAAUUACAACAACAGCUUGUGGAUGCCAAGCUUCAGCAGACGACACAGCUAAUAAAAGAAGCUGAUGAAAAACAUCAAAGAGAGAGAGAGUUUUUAUUAAAAGAAGCAACAGAAUCGAGGCACAAAUAUGAACAAAUGAAACAGCAAGAAGUACAACUAAAACAGCAGCUUUCUCUUUAUAUGGAUAAGUUUGAAGAAUUCCAGACUACGAUGGCAAAAAGCAAUGAAUUGUUUACAACCUUCCGGCAGGAAAUGGAAAAGAUGACAAAGAAAAUUAAAAAACUGGAAAAAGAAACAAUAAUAUGGCGUACCAAAUGGGAAAACAAUAACAAAGCGCUUCUGCAAAUGGCUGAGGAGAAAACUGUCCGUGAUAAAGAGUACAAGGCCUUCCAGAUCAAACUGGACCGGUUAGAGAAGCUGUGCCGGGCGCUCCAAACGGAGCGGAACGAGCUCAACGAGAGGGUGGAGGUCUUGAAGGAGCAGGUCUCCGGGAGAGCUGCGGGCGAGGAUCUAGCGCUGCCCGCCACGCAGCCCUGCCCUGGCCCGGAGGCCCCCAAGGAGCUGAACACUGCUUCUAGAAGCGCCCCGGGGGGCCCCCUGGACGCCGCCCCCAGGCCUGCGAAGGAGAAACCAGCCAGGUCUGCAGGUGCCGCGCCGGGCAUCGAGUCCGUGGACUGAAAGGAAGUAUGAUCACUGUAUCGAGAGCUCUAUUUUGUGUAUAACUUUCUGUUAGUAGUAACUAUUGGUUUUGUGGUGAAAAUUUUCUUACUUUUUCUACCAUAUCUGUAUUUUCUUAGAACUACUGGACUUACGUGGUACAGGAGGCUGCUUAGCAGUUUUGAAUAGUUUUCCUCUAUACAUUUUCCUCAGCCGUGUUGCACAUCUGCCUCAUUUCCCUUCAAUGGAAUGCAUGUGACCAUCACCUUGUCCUAUUUUCCCUGUUCCUUGGACAGAAUUACUCAAAUUUCACUCAAGAUAGGGCCGAUCACCACAAGGGAACUUUGUUCUGAUAAUGGUUCCCUGAUGUGAACACAAUAUUGAUUCAAACAUCCCGCCCCUCCAUUAAUACAACUAAAAAAAAAAAAAAAAAAAUCAAGAUGAUUUAGUUUUAUCUAAUAGCCCACUUUAAUGCCAAGUAAAAAUAAACUAGGGUUGGGUCAGAAAUAAGCAUAGCAUCUUUGAUUCAAAUUAGCUUUUUGAUAAUAUUUAUAUCAAAUUGACAUGGCUGCAAGUCUCAAAUACUCCGUUUUGGCAGAUGUACAUAAAGGUGUCACUUUUACAGUAGUAGAUAUAGACAAAUCAUUGGACAAACAAAACAGGCUUAAUGUUUGUGACUAAGAACAAUCCUACUGCUUUGGUUUCAGGUUAGGACUAGAAUCCAUGUUUGAGCUUGGACCACCUAGAUGUUCACUCUGGAGUAUGGCGGCUUGUUUGCUUCCAGUUCGGGAUUUGGGUACCCAUCCUCCCCUUCCCGCAGAAGGCAGCCAUUGGUAGUUGUCAUUUUAAGACAAUGAGGGUUAAGUUCAUGUCUAGCUUUCAUCAAGCAGAAGGCCCUCCGCUACCCUGCUGCCCUUCUAGCUACUUGAAAUUGGGUGUUCAACCGUUUGCGAAUCCGCCAGCGAAGUUCUCCAGAUAUUUUAAAAGGUAAUUUGAAUUGUGGAUCAUGCUGAAAUGGGUUUUAUUUAUAAAACAGAAAGACUGGAACCCACACUUUUAACUUAACUGUGGGAAGACUUGGUAGAGAGUUUUUAGUAGUCAAGAUCGAUGAUGCUUUUGGUCUGGUUCUCACCCCUUUUCUUAAUUACUGUCUUGUAAGAAAAGAGCCAGUAGUAGGAUCAAGGUCUCUAUACUCGGACUGGGGGAACUUUCCAUAUGAAGCACGUUACUUCUCAAUUAGUUUUCUUUGUUCUUAAGGAUGUUGAAUAUGGCUGAGAUAUGCAAAAAAGUCAGGUUAUACCAUGCAAGCUUGAACUUUAUCCGUGAUAAAAUUUGCAUUGAAAUAAUUUAUGAAAUAGGCUCUACUAGAAUUGAUAUUACCACAUUCCACAGAGCAAAACUAUCAAACUGACACUGAAAUUGCUCAGUGGACUGAAUCAAAGUCCACUCUGUCCAGUUAAAAGGGUUUUCUCUUUAAAAGUGUCUUUGUAAAGUCCUGUCAUAAUCAUGGUCUAAAGUGGGUUGAAUGAAUUGAAAGUUAUCUCCUAGAAGCUUCCGCCGCCAUUGGUCACAGGAAUCAAGGGGCCAGAGAGUGGAGGGAAAGAAAACCAGAGCCGGUUUUCUCACGACGGUCAAAAAUGAGUCGGAAGCUAAAAACAAAUAUCCCCUCCUCCGACGGCCUCGUAUAAAUACUCCUUUCUGCUACUAGAUGAAAUGUUGGACUCCUUUCCCCUAGAGGAAUGAAGGUAUUUAUCAGAAAUAUAACCUACUUUACAAUUAGUACUAAUGAUCCCAUUUCACAAGAACUCCGCUGGAUGUACAGCUCUUACUGCUGAAGCCAUUCGUGUAGCCCACCACGUUUCUUUGUGGUGCUUGUCCUAUGUGGAAGAUGUCAUUCUUGGGACGUGUUGCCUAUUCUCAAGGGCUUUCUAAAGCGAUGUGAUUAACAGUCCUUGGCCUGCUGCUUUCGGCUUUGACUAUGUAUCUGUAGCUAGAUGCGAUCAUGGUAUUUAAAGGUCGACUCUGUCGGGGACGCAUGAGGGGUCCUUGCGCAAUCCUUCCCCCAUCACCCUGUGAAUACGAACAGGCCCCUCUGCAGACCCCCUCCUAAAGCGAUCACCUCGCCAGCCCAGUGUUGUGGCUUUGUAGCACGCCUUGUGUCCACCGUGUUCUAGAACACUGUCCUGCUGUUCGGCUGGUCCAGAAAAGGUUUAAAUGUCACAUUCACUUCAGCUGCAUCUGUCGCAUCGUCAUGGGAUCUUGCUGUGUGUUACUUGUAGUGGCCAUAGACUCCGAGGAGCAGAGAAUACUUGGGUCUUGGAUCAUGGACCAUUUCACCCUCAGACUUGUUAGGAGUACAUUUCUUGGUCUUGAGACCAGUGUUUUUUAGUUAUGUAUGCAACUGCCUUUAUUACACCUGGUUAUCACAAUCCAAUUCUCAGGUGUUGCAGAAAAAUCUACCUCUUUCAGACUGUAGAUGGAAAUAACUGUGAAAAACAAAAGAUGCAGAGAUCUUCUAGUUUGUGCUAAACACACGGCUUUAUUUUUACAGCCCACGUCUUUCAUGAGGAUACGAAUUGUUCAGAGGCAGUCUUGUUUUGCUUUUCAAAGACAUUUUGUAGAGAUUUUUCACUAAUGUGAAUCUGAUUUUAUCUACGCGAUUCUGUAUAGAUUAAGUAAAUAUGUAUGAUAAAUUUGA